GUGAUGCAUUAUCGCAACGGAGAAAAGAAAUCGAACGUCUGAAUGCACUGAACGCUUCAUUGUGUGACCUAUUGCUGUUUCCUCUCUCUCUCUCUAUACAUAUAUAUUUGAAUCGGAACGUGGCGAGUGUGUAAACGCUCCACGGCACUUUCAACACCAAAAGGGAGAAAGAUCCCCACGUCACCUCUACUACCCCGCUGCGUCUUUAGGUGGAGCAAAAGCGAUAAAAACUAAUAAAAGAAGAUAUCACUUUAGAUAUUUCAUUUUUCGUUUUACUCUUUUUUAUUAUCAUUAUUUACGCAGCACGGUCACAUCGCUCGCUCUGUGAUUCCCGCACCAUAGAACCAAUAUUCUCGUCAACCGCCGCCUUUUGUAGAACACUUUUAGAAAGUUUUUUUUUGUUCUCUGAUUUGCUCUCGCGGAACCGCACGUUUUCACCUGUCAAGCUUUGCGGCCUGGUCGUUGAUUAAGUUGCUCUGCGGCCUGAUCAGCAGAGCACGAGGAGAGCUUCGACAAUUUCGGCCUGUGCUGCCACACGAACAUUCCCUCCGGUGGGUCCCAUCGCAAGGAUGAUUCAGCUCGACUUUGUGCUGUACCGCUUCGUGUGCGACAUCACGGCCUUUACGGGGCUGUUCGCCGAGGACGCGGAGGGGCGAAGUAUCCCCGACACAGCCGCAUUUCACUGUACGUGGAGCCGCACACCCCGCUCCAAGCAGACCGCGGCCGCCGUGACGGCGCGCAUUGGCGGAAGCACCGACAGCAUCUACUUCAAAGCGCUCGGGUCCGACAUGGCACUCACCUUCCCCACGCAGGCGCAUCAGUUUCUCAUGGACGGCGAGAGGGAAGUGGUCACGUUUGCGCUUCGUCCUUCACAGUACAGCGACGAUGGGGCGCUGCCCAUCAUUGCGAAGGGCACCCUAGACCCUAAUCCGUACUCUGAGAAGCCAAAGAAGAACUACGCCAUUCGGCUGCGCGACGCGGCGGGACACGUCACCGGGAGGCUUCUCUUUUCUCUCGUGGCCCGCGAGAUAGACGGAGACCACGAGCAAGGUACGUCAGCCGAUAGAGCGGCGCGGUCGCCCAAGCUGCCCGCUUCGCACAGCCGCGAAGGCAGUCGCACUUCCCUUCCGAAAAAUCCUGCACGUGACCGAUUAUGGAAGACUUCUCCACCCCACCAGCAGCCGCUGGCGUCAAGCACACCACCGCGCGUAGGAGAACCGACGCCACCUAGGAGAGUGCACGCCGGCGGCGAAGAGCAGCAACAGCCUACAAUAGUCGCGGCAGCUGCAACAGCACCUACUUCAAAUGGAAACAGCAGCCCUCACCGCAGCAGUCCGGUGCCUUCCCCUCGUAGCAACGGUGUUAUGGGCUCUUCAGCAGUCUCUCCUCCGCGUACGACGUCCAACCUCGUGAACGGCGUAGAAAGCGUUGAUGUGCAGUUAGAGCGCAUCACGGUGCGCUCCGAAGGCAUCGAUCUCGACCACCCCGCCCCGCUGCUGCUCGGUGGCGACUACAGCCUAAAAGUCCGCUAUGGCUCCUUCUCGUAUAGCACGACACGGUGCACCUGCCGCAACCCGAAAGAGGUGCAGUACCGAGGCCAGCAAACCUGUAUCAUGCUGCAGCCGGCGCCGGGCAGCGAAAAACUGCGCUUCUCACUGUGGGAGGAUAAGAAGCAAGUGGCAGGCUUUUCGCUCGAUCCUGCCAAGUUCACCGCGGCGCUGGGUGUGUGGAAGGAGUACGCAAUCCCCUUCCGCUAUCACCCGACGGGGCAGAAGGCGGCGUUGGAUGUGCGGGUCCGCCGCUUCGUCGUGCCCCUCGACGGCUCACUGGCCGGCCGACACGACAACACGCCGUCCCUGCACCGGCAACCCACGAUGACGACCGGCGCGACGGAGCCGAUUGUGUUCCCGGCCGACGGCGCGGUGCCACGCCGGCUGACCUACCACGCAGAGCCGCCGUCGAGUCCCCCACCCGCUCCGGCCGAUACUGGACGACCACUGCGGCCACCGCAGCACACGCCUCUGCGUCCCCCCUCACCACCGAGGAAACAACCAUCACAGCAGCAUCAUCAAAACGUGAAACAGACAUCUCCCGAGAAAGGUACGCCACUGCGCUCUUCUCCCCUGGCACGUGGGGGCAAUUCGUCACCGGCGGGUUCCAUUGCGGUGACGCGCGGAGCUCUGCAGGACGCGCUGAGGCGAGAUGGGACGCCGCACCGCCUCUACGAUGCCGAAGCCGACCCCAGCGCGCACACCGGCCUGCGCAGCCAGAACCCGUCCUGCUCGGUCGUGCGCAGCGGGUGGGUGCGCACUCCCAUGCCGGAGCGUCCGUCGCCGCUGACGAGAAACCUCGCGGACCUGCCCGCUGACCGCCGUCCCCCGGACGACCACGAAGCGUACAUCUCGGAGGUGCUGGCUCGGCUAAACCGGCCGCCCCGCGGUGGAUCUCGGCAGCCGACGUCGCUCAUGGAGGAGUGGAUGAGCUGGCGAGACGACAGGGAGCGCAGUCGGUGCAACAGUGUCGCCAACUCGAUGGUACGGUCUGAAUCGGUCAGCAGUGCGGUGAGUCGCGCUGACUCGUUGGCGUCCGUGACGUCGCGCCAUGCCUCUGUGCCGCGUGCCACCAAGUCCAACGCUGACCACUCUCUGAUGACGCCCUUCACACCGGAUAACGGCGGCUUUCGGAGGCGUCAUACGAGUCCAAGCCCUGCGGCCCGCAACCCACUUAUCUAA
Messenger RNA from Leptomonas pyrrhocoris, 2732 nucleotides. RefSeq lists its product as hypothetical. The transcript has a single exon. The coding region runs from base 570 to 2732 and encodes 720 amino acids. The record is from RefSeq and is a predicted model, not a curated record. Lineage: Eukaryota; Euglenozoa; Kinetoplastea; Trypanosomatida; Trypanosomatidae.